AUGUAUUUCCUGUCUCGUGUAUCUCUUGCACUGCUGCUAGCCACAGCAACAUUAGCACAAGACGAAGAAGAUUACGACUAUAGCGAUUACAGUGGUAAUACUGACCUAGGCGGUGGCAAUGGAAAUGGAAACAACCAAGGAGGCCAAGUGCAAGCUCCAGCAACACCCGCACCAGUGGUGGUGAAAACACCCGCACCAGUGAUGGUGAAAACACCCGCACCAGUGGUGGUACCAACACCAGCACCAGUGGUGGUACCAACACCAGCACCAGUGGUGGUAACAACAACUGUGAAUCCAAACAACAUGAGGUGCCCACAAAAUAGCGGCGUGAAUGACCGGAUAAGAAAUGCUGCACUUGAAGGUCAUAACUACAGAAGGUCGAGACUUGCCCAAGGAUUGGUCAAGAAUAAGAAAGGCAAAAUCCUCCCACAGGCCACAAAUAUGCUCAAAUUGAUGGCCUGGGCAACCACUGCAAAGUUUGGAUGUGCUGUUACACAGAAAAACAAAUGCCCCAAUUCUUAUUAUAUUGCGUGCCACUACCAGACUGGAGGUAAUGUACCCGAUGCUAAGAUCUACACUCCAGGCACUGCAUGCUCUCAGUGCCCCGGUGGCUAUCGCUGUAGCUCAGACAAGCUGUGCGCUCGCUCUUAG
Cooperia oncophora is the source of this 651-nucleotide messenger RNA. NCBI's taxonomy places the organism in Eukaryota, Metazoa, Nematoda, Chromadorea, Rhabditida, Trichostrongylidae. The record is from the annotation of a GenBank genome assembly.